Messenger RNA from Linum trigynum, 2866 nucleotides. The record is from the annotation of a GenBank genome assembly. NCBI's taxonomy places the organism in Eukaryota, Viridiplantae, Streptophyta, Magnoliopsida, Malpighiales, Linaceae.
CAUAAACUAAGCAAAUGUUACAUAAAUCCUAAAGCCUAUCCUAGUUUACUCUUACAAUAUUUACAAAAUAUUUUCCCAAAAAUUAAUAAAUACCUAUUCAACGCGUCUUAUCUUCUCUUAUUUUCUUUUCUACCGUGUUUCUUAAAAGGGUGCCAAAUGCCAAUAGACAACCGAUUUUUAGAAGCUACAAAAUAAUCAUCGCUCUUUCCUUCUCCGGUUCCUACGCCCUCUCACCCGAGACAAGUCUCAAAACUAUGCAAUGGACGAGCAAUCAUUACGGGGCUUAUGAGUCAUAGUAUUAUGGCAGAUUUGUAUACAACAAUACUAAAUCUACAUUUGGGCAAAUACGUAAGCAUUUUCUUCUUUCUUUCUUGAUCAAUUUCAUUCUUCCCCAUUGAUCACCACUCUCUGUCUCCAUCGUUUCACUUUCAUCUCAUUUGGGCGUCACAUUUUCCUUAUAAUCAUGGCCUAUAUUUCUCAACAGCCUUCAAAUGGCUUUAGAGAAGAGCGAGACACAUUUGGGCCAAUUCAAGUUUCCGCUGAUAAGUUGUGGGGCGCGCAAACUCAAAGAUCAUUGCAGAAUUUUGAAAUUGGCGGGGAGCGCGAGCGGAUGCCGGAGCCCAUAAUUCGUGCAUUCGGCAUCCUCAAAAAAUGUGCGGCAAAGGUGAACAUGGAAUAUGGGCUUGAUCCAGCCAUUGCUAAGGCCAUCAUGCAGGCUGCUCAAGAGGUUGCUGAUGGAAUGCUAAAUGAACAUUUUCCACUCGUCAUUUGGCAGACUGGCAGUGGCACUCAAAGCAACAUGAAUGCCAAUGAGGUUAUUGCCAAUAGAGCUGCUGAAAUCCUUGGCCAUAAGCGUGGUGAAAAGUAUGUGCAUCCAAAUGACCAUGUUAAUAGAUCACAAUCUUCCAAUGACACUUUUCCAACUGUGAUGCACAUCGCAGCUGCUAUGGAAAUAAACUCAAGAUUGUUACCAAAUUUGAAGACUUUGUACGCUACUGUACAUACAAAGUCUAUUGAAUUCAAGGAUAUCGUUAAGAUUGGGCGUACUCAUACUCAAGAUGCAACCCCAUUGACGCUUGGUCAAGAGUUUAGUGGCUAUAGCACCCAAUUGCAAUAUGGAAUUGAUCGCAUCACUUGCUCUCUACCGCGCAUGUAUAAGCUUGCUCAAGGUGGAACUGCAGUUGGAACUGGCUUGAACACCAAGAGAGGGUUUGAUGCAAAGAUUGCUCAAGCAAUAGCUGAAGAAACAAAGCUACCAUUUGUUACAGCAGAGAACAAGUUUGAAGCUCUGGCUGCACAUGAUGCUUUUGUUGAAUGUAGUGGAGCUCUCAACACCAUUGCUACUUCUUUGAUGAAGAUCGCCAAUGACAUACGCUUCCUAGGAAGUGGUCCAAGAUGUGGGCUUGGCGAACUUGUUCUUCCAGAAAAUGAGCCUGGUAGCAGUAUCAUGCCGGGGAAGGUUAAUCCCACUCAAUGUGAGGCGCUUACUAUGGUUUGUGCUCAGGUUAUGGGAAACCAUGUGGCAAUAACUAUUGGUGGAUCAAAUGGUCAUUUUGAGUUGAAUGUAUUCAAGCCUAUGAUUGCAAGUGAUCUCCUUCAUUCAGUGAGAUUGCUUGGAGAUGCAUCUGCUUCUUUUGAAAAGAACUGCGUGAAGGGAAUCCAAGCUAACAAGGAAAGAAUUUCCAAGUUGCUGCAUGAGUCACUCAUGCUUGUUACAUCACUGAAUCCCAAAAUUGGGUAUGACAAUGCUGCUGCACUUGCUAAGCUUGCUCACAAGGAAGGACUUACUCUGAAGGAAGCGGCACUGAAAUUGGCAGUUCUGACCAGCGAUGAGUUUGAUCAGCUGGUUGUACCUGAGAAGAUGAUAGGACCAUCUGACUGAAGUGAAUACACUUCUUUUCAAGGCAGAAGAGUUCUUCCAUCGAUUUUGGUAGUAGAGAACAGAGGAAGUCUUGCAACUUCCUUCUUCGUCAUUUGAUAUAUUGAAUUCUUAAUCUUGCUUCACAGUUCACAUAGUUAGGAACGAAGCUCUGUAUCUAUCGGUUCUAAAAUCAUGUUUACGACACAGAUUGAUAGAAACAAGUCAUUUUAUUGGAUUCGCCAUUAAUAUAUUUACUGAUUUAUGAGGUUUAUUCAUAUUUCAACAAUCAAGACUUGUGAUCUUAGGGCACUAAUACCAUCUCUAACAAUGUCUUCCAUAGGGAAUAAGAUCACAACCAAUGAUGUUAGCUUUGUUAGUAGUUCAAGUUAUUGCUUGGAAACCUGUGUGAGGUUGGGUUUUCAUGAAAUUCUCAUAGAGCAUCACCUAACAGUCUUUCUAGACACCGAAAUUACACAAUAAGUUUCUUCUCUAGUUCAACGAAUUGUGUAAAUUCUAAUAACAAUGUUAUCUCUAUUUUCGUCUUUGUUUUGUGGAUAGAGGAUUGUCAUUAUAUAGUAUAUAUGUUUUAGUCGCGUUAUUCCUAAAAAAACUACAAAUAUUAAUUACAAACAUCAACAAUAUAUCAAAAUCUUUAAAGUAGCGUUUCAAGAUGCAAAUUGAGAGGAAAGGGAUGAUGAGAGAGUGCGGAUCCCAUGACUAAGGGGGUGCUUAGUCACUUGGCUAAGCCCCUCCCAGCCCUUAGAUCGGGACACAACAAUCUGAUGGUUAAAAAAUGGAAGGGCUAUUUAAUUAAUGACAGGGUAGCGUUUAAAGUAGCGUUUCAAGAUGCAAAUUGAGAGGAAAGGGAUGAUGAGAGAGUGCGGAUCCCAUGACUAAGGGGGGUGCUUAGUCACUUGGCUAAGCCCCUCCCAGCCCUUAGAUCUGGACACAACAAUCUGAUGGUUAAAAAAUGGAAGGGCUAUUUAAUUAAUGACAGGGUAGUUU